Molecule: messenger RNA, 4556 nt
Organism: Osmia bicornis bicornis
Lineage: Eukaryota; Metazoa; Arthropoda; Insecta; Hymenoptera; Megachilidae
Product: peroxidase-like
Exons: 13
Coding region: 333-2717 (794 amino acids)
Biological process (GO): response to oxidative stress
Molecular function (GO): heme binding; peroxidase activity
Source: RefSeq, a predicted model, not a curated record
UUUAGUCGUCUUCGCUAUCUUGAACACGCCGUUCGGCUCGACUGCAACCUUAGAAUUUUUCUGCAAAUAUUUCUUUUUUCUCAUCGAACGUGAUCGUAUUUCGUACGAGAAAUUUCGAACGACGAACUGUAUUCAGUGUCGCGAGUUUCGCACUUUCGCUGAUUACUUCCUUGAACGUUCUGACCGAAAUCUUCGUCUCUCGAGCAAUCGACGGAAUUUUCAAGUUUGCGUUGAAAUUAAUUAUUCAGAUUCCUUUUGAAUGUGUCUGUAACACACACGCAAACUGUUUCACUGCUAACGGCAAGCAGCUGUUUCGCUUUUGCGUACUGAGAAUGUUCCUUGUUGCGCCGGUCGACAACAAUCGCUGGGCCUACACGAUGCACGGAUUGGAGAAGCCUAUGGAUCACGUGUCCGCCGGUGGUCUAAUGGCGGGUUCCGUGGCUACUUUGGCGAUCCUGUGGGUCUCCUUGCAAACCAUGGGAUUCCUUGGGAAUUCCCAUUCCAUAGGAGCCUAUAAAUUGCCGAUGUCUUUGCAGAACUAUCUUGCCAGUUAUACAGGUAUCCUUUCAGGUUUGCCGAUAUCGAACUAUCCUUACGAGAGCGUCGUAGACACGAGUCAUUUCCAAAAUCGGAAUUUCCCCCACAUUGACGAGGAAGUCUUGAACAACUCGAUCAGUUUCGCGAAAAGCUUGGUCGAUCGUAUGAGCACCCUCGAAAGGAACAUCGCGAACGCUGGCGUUGAAUUGAUGGCACACACCCCGGCUGGAAAGCAAUUCCUUGAUUCGUAUCCUUCCGAGGAUGCUUUCGAGAGAGGCUUCGACGCCAUCGUGGCGAUGAAAGCUUCGUCCUAUCUCCUUCAUCAGAGCUGUCACAGGUUCGGCUUGGAGAAAGACGAUUGCGCUCGUUACAUAUCGACCCUGUCGCUGCAGGGGACUCCGUUAAGCUCAGCCUGUUCGACAUCUCAGACGAUGGUCUGCAAUCCAAGGGCGAAGUACCGAAGCAUCGAUGGCACGUGCAAUAACGUCGAAAAUCCAAGCUGGGGUAGUGCGAUGACCUCGUACACCAGAAUUCUCUUCCCCCAAUAUUUCGACGGAAUUCAAGAACCGAGGCGUAUGGGGCACACGAAAAAACCGCUACCUGGUGCCAGGAGUGUAAGCGUGGCUUUGUCAACGCCUAAUGGUCUGUCGGAUGUCAGUAGAACGUUGACCGUCGUGCAAUGGGGCCAGUUUAUUGCAAACGACAUCUCUUACACCCCAGUGCGGAAAAUGAUUUCAUCAGGAAAACCGAUAUUUUGCUGUCGCCCAGACGGAAGCACCCUGUCACCUAGACACAUUCAUCCUGACUGUUCUGCGAUUACAGUGCCCGAUCGGGACCCUGUUUAUGGCCAACAUUACGUUCGAUGCAUGAAUUACGUGCGAUCUUUACCUGUUCUCAGAUCAGAGUGCACCUUCGGACCUAUCGAACAAAUGAACCAAGCUAGUCACUUCUUGGAUGGUUCAGCAAUCUAUGGUUCGAACUUGAAAAAAGCUCGUGAACUUCGUACGUUCGAAGGAGGUCGACUACGAGUUCACAAGGACAAUAGCCAUGAAUUCUUGCCAAUCGGAGGCGUGGAAAUCGCACCCUAUUGCUUGGAAGGGUGUUACGAUUCCGGUGAUCACCGUGUAAAUACACAUCCCCAGCUGGCUGUGAUACACACCGUCUGGCAUCGCGAACACAAUAGAAUUGCUGAUCAACUUCUUGUGUUGAAUCCACACUGGUCCGAUGAGACACUAUAUCAGGAAGCCAGACGCAUAGUAAUUGCUGAAAUUCAGCAUAUCACUUACAAAGAAUGGCUGCCCAUAUUGUUGGGCAAAAAGUAUACCCGAGCUAUUGGUGUUAACGGUGGAGGCAGUUAUAGUCACAACUACAACUCUGUAGACGAUCCAGCAGUCAGUAAUGAGGUCGCAACAGCUGCUCUCCGUUUCAUGAUUUCUUUGAUGCAAGGAAAAUUGAGUUUGACGGAUAACUCACGUCUAGUCAACCAAACACUUUCCUUGGCGGAAUACUUCUUUAAACCUAGUGUAAUCGAGUCGGAUGAAGUGUUCGAUGGAUUGAUUCGUGGUAUGGCUACUCAGUCUAGUCAGAAAAUGGAUAUCAGCGUAAUUGAAGAUAUUACUAGCAAGCUGUACGCAACAAACCGAGACAGCCUGGGUUUAGAUGGUAUCAGUUUGGACAUUCAGCGUGGUCGUGAUCAUGGAUUACCAGGCUACAAUCAUUAUCGCAAAUACUGUGGCCUUCCAGCUGCCAAGAACUUUGAUGACUUUUUAGAUUACAUUCCAUUAGAGAUGAUUAAAAAAUUGCGCGAUGUUUACACUCAUCCUAACGAUGUUGACCUUCUUAUUGGUGGAAUGGCCGAAAGGCCAUUGGAAGAUGGACUGUUGGGUCCUACUUUCCGUUGCUUGAUCUUUGAACAGUUCUCAAGAACUCAUCGCACUGACAGAUAUUUCUAUGAUUCGGCGUAUCAGCCAUAUCCUUUCACACCUGCACAAUUAGCGGAGAUACGUAACGUAACAUUGGCAAGAGUAUUUUGUGAUAAUGGUAACAGCAUUACACAAAUACAGCCGAAUGUAUUCAUCAGACCACAAGCAGGGAACAAGCUUAGAUCCUGUACGGAUUUCGAAGCGAUCCCUAGCGUGGACUUAUUCGCCUGGGCGGAAAGGGCCAAGGCUUAUCGUUGAUACUCCCCUUUAAUUGGCUGGUCACAUCGCCGCAUCGAAUUGCCCGGGUCGCUGAACGGGCGUGAUAGGGGGUACAGAAAGACGACAAAAAUACCUUAAUCCGAAGAACGUUGACGAUUGAUCCAAAUCGAAGCUGGGUCCAUGUAUCGUCGACGUGACAUUAGCAAUAAACUAAGGGGAAAAAAAAGAAGGUUCUUGCCGUGAAAUCGCGUGUGUCAACGCGCAGAUGACGAAGGGGGGAUGAAUAAUAAAAGGGCAACGGUACACGCAGUACGCGACGAUUAAGAAACGAACAAGGUGCAGCUGUAAACUAGUGACUAGUCGAUUAAACGAGCACGCCAAAGGGUUGUGUGUUUAACGAACAAAACAAAUCGGUCGGAGAAAAGACAAAUAUAUAAGUGGGGAUGACCGCAGUGUGACAAUUUAAACCCCGUGAAAAAAGUCUUUUUAGAAUAGGUUUACGAAUAGCGUGGAGCAAACUUUGUCGAUGUAUAUGGGAGAAUGAACGUGUCAGAGAAGUUGAAUAACGUAGAUUACGCUGAUCCUUUAAUCUUACGCUUAGAAUAUGUUUCAAUUUAGGAGUUAGCGUUCAUGAGAUCAUGCUGCUUCAGAAAAUCCAUUGUUUUAUUACCGUUUAAUUAUUGGUAUUAUUCAAUGAGUCAGAGUGGAACUUUUUCUUUUAAUAUCUUAGGUCUAUUCAACAAUUCGCUCUAUUAGCAGUAACUUUGUUGCUUGGACAAAAUUAAUAUCGACGAUGGAAGUAUAAUAAAAUAGUUUAUUUUUUAUUUUUAACAAUUUGCCUUCGUGAUAGUAGUUCCAAGCAAAUCAGUAUAGAACUUGGUUUCAAUUUUCUUUUUCACAUGAUAUUCUUGAUACUCCGUGGGACAGUGUAUAAAAUGAGUGAAUGAGAGUAAGUAUUCGUCUUUGCGAGCUUAAUCCAUCGUGGUCCCGCGUAUUUUUCUUUUUUAUUUUGACCCAUUGACGAUGGUACAAUCAUGAAGAAUAAGAGGCCACUUGUUUAAAUAAAAAUUAUUUUUGUCCAUUUGUUUUGACCCAUUGACAAUGGUACAAUCAUGAGGAAUAAGAGGCCACUUGUUUAAAUAAAAAUUAUUUUUGUCCAUUUGUUUUCUUGUCGACGUGAAAAACAGUGCCAUGGUUGUACACACAUAAAAGUCGUCUCAUGAACAAUAGGAAGACGGUACACGACCUCGAUGGAUUAAUAUAAUUAAUUAAGAAUUACGUUAUAGUAGUGUCUCGAUUUUGUUAAGCGAAACACGACAAUAUUAUCAAAAUGAUUCGAAGCGAUGCACGAAAAAUGCAAAGAGAAUAAGAAUGAGUUUCAGAAUCAAAGAAAGAGGAUUCGAAAGAGCAAUAAAUUUUGGGGAAAUAAUCGAUAUUGUAACAGAGAUGCAGUACACUGUUGGACGUUAUCAGAGGUGUUCAUAAAUAGGUACGCUAUAUAAACAAUUGAAUUUCAAGAUCAGAGCAAUAUAUUUUCUUAAAUUAUGAUUAAUGAUACUCUUUGCUCAGUGAAAAUUACAAGAACAAGAAAGGUCUGACGAUGAAGUAUACAUAUAUUAGAAGAGAUAUUUAUUAAUAUUUUCUUACGAUAAUUUUUAUAUUUUUUACUUGCAAUUCAUUGAAAUCAUUACUAUACAGUUCUUUGAAACUGUUGAAUGUCGAUUGUUAAACGAAAAAAAAAGAAAAAAUGAUGUGGCUCUCAAUAUUUCUCGACUCUCAUUCAAAAUCACAUAGACGUAUUCAAAUUCGCCCAAAAAGUAGAAAUUAUAUUUUGUUGUUUCGUUUUCGUUUCUCCACAAUUCGAGGAUGAAUUCGAAG